CCACCUGCGCGAGAAUCGUUGUAUUAGUCACUUGUCUACUUCGAAUAACGACGAAAGUUUAAUUAACGAAAAUAAACACAAACGAUUUUGCUCCAAUAUUUUUAUAAUAAUUACGUGCUAUAGAUCUAGAAUAAUUUAAAUAUUCGUAUAAGUGUGUGUAUAACUGUGUUAUGGUUUGUUUGAAAUGUAUAUUUGAAAUUAAAAUCGAAACUAAACUAUAACUAUAAUCAAGUGUAAAUGAAUAGCUUAGAGAAGGCAUAUUUACCUCAUGCUUUAUUUUAUAUCAGACCAAUUGUAGAUGCCUUCAAAAUGACGGCGGGUGCACGUAGUUCGGACUUAUCGCAAAUAGCCGUGAAUGCCAAUAAUAUACCAAACGAUAGUGUCGAUUGUGGUGUAAAAUUAUUUGGUUGUUGUAAUGGCCCUAAAUGCCUGAAAUUGGCACGAUUACGUAUCUUUGUUGUUGUGUUGACUUGUGCUGCUUUGGUACAGGGUGCUUGUGAAACCUACUUUCGUAUAUCAGCUAAAGAAGCAGCGCUAGAAUAUGAAUAUAAUCCAAUAAUUGUCGAUUGGCUCAUUGUUAGCGGCGGUAUAUUUCAAGCACUGUUUGCUUUGAUCUUCGCACAUUUGGCCUUUAAGACACAUCCAAUAAAGUGGCUAUCAGGCACUAUUAUUGCACAGUCGCUCGUCUGCGUCAUCGCUGUCAUACCAGCAAUAAUUGGCUUUUCCGAUGGCGUGGUAGCACCCAUCAACGCGAUCACCACAAAUCUCUGCAGCAUAACACCGUAUCAGAAGAGCACGCUCACCGUGCAACAGGCGCAGCUGAGCACGCUUAUAUUGCUGUUCGUACUGCAAUUCGCACUCGGCUUUGCCAAUUUAGCUUUCUACACAAUCGGCACUGCGUACUUGGAUGAUAACUCUGCGUCGAUCGAUAGUCCGGCGGUGAUAGCGACCGCUUUGGCUGGACGUAUUUUUGGUUUACAAGUUGGUUCGUUUGUGGUGAUUGGUGUGGGCGCCAUCUCAAUUGGCUGGUGGUUGGGUUGGAUCAUCUUAGCUCCAUUGGUUUUGUUAAGCGGCAUAGUAUUGGGUCUAUUCCCUAAACGUCUGCCCAAAACCGUGAUACAUCAUGCAGCUCAACGCAUUAUUGAGGAGACGCACACGCGCACAUUUGGCAGUCAAUUCUCCACCUAUAUUGAUGAUGUAGGCUUUUGCCAAUCACUCAAGCGCAUAUUCACCAACAAAUUGCUAAUGUGCAAUCUCUUGGGUAUAAUGUUCAUUCUGUCGGCUUACGUUAACUUUGAGUUGCAGGAGGAGUCAUAUCUGCAAUCGCGUUUCUUUCUUCCCUACAGCGAGGAGGAUGGGCUGUUGCAAGAGUGGGAAGCGCGCUUUGUCGCGUACUUCCUGCGGCCACCAGUGGCAGCGGUGGGAGUACUAGUGUUGGGUUUGAUUAUAUCUAAACUGAAAUUAUCAGGCAGAGCCAUAACUGGUGUCAAUAUUGUUUUGGGCGUAACCUUGUUUUCCAUUUUCAUUGCGAAUAUUUUCAUCAAAUGUGAUGUUGGCCACAUCGCUGGUGUCACAAAUGGCAAGGUGUUGCAGCCAUUCUGUUCCAGACAGUGUACCGGCAUUUGCAAGGCGAACACCUUCCAGCCCGUUUGUCCGGAGAACUCAACGGUCACAUAUUUUUCGGCUUGCUAUGCCGGUUGCACGCGCACCAAUAGCAUUAAUAGUGUUGAGCUAUAUGAGGGCUGCACCUGUACAUCGAACUACAAUGCAGAACCGCAAGGAAAUCUGCGCGCAACCGAAGGCGCUUGUAGUUUCUUGAACUGUCAGCGAAUGUUGGUUGGUUUUCAGGUGCUAAGUUUGGGAGCCGCCGCCGUUUUGGGCGCCAGCACAAUAGGCAAAGUCAUAAUUACUUUGCGCAGCGUGCUGCCGCAGGACAAGGCCUUGGCAUUGGCAACGCAACUCACACUUUUCGGCAUAUUUGCAUACAUACCGGUCUACAUUGGCUACAAUAUGGUCACGAGAUACACCUGCGUCUACUGGACACCCGAGUACAAGCGUUGUCUGCUGCGCGCGACGCCAAAGCAUGGCAAUAUUUUGAAUAUUAUUUCAGCAUGUCUUAUUUUAGUUGGAAUUCUCUUCGAUAUAUUGGUGUAUAUUUUCGCAAAAGGCCUCAAUAUAUAUAACUGCAAAGUAACCGAUCCGAAUUAUUCACCCUCACUCUACUCACCCAUACCACGUGAAGAUCCACAUCCAGCUGGGGUGCAACAAGCUGCUGGGGGCAGUCCUGCCACUACAGCCACUGAUGCUUCACCAAUGCAACGCCGCGACGCAACAAACACACGCACUGCCGCGAAACCUGAGGGUAUCAGCGUCUUUCGCAAUCCCAGCUCACUAACCAAUUCAUCGGCGGGUGAGAAUAGCGUGCAAGAGCACCCUAGUAAUGGCAUUACCUAUGCGCAAGUCGUCUUCCCACCGGACAAACACAAAGCGGACGACGGCACAAACAGUCCCAAGCGCAUGGCAGUGCGUGCUGAUGUACCGUUGCAUCAUCUGUCGGCGCAUGAUGUGCGCGCGCAGCUGGGAAAUCUCAAAUCAUUCAAUCUGGAUGCUAACGAAGAUAUAAAUGCUAUUAAACAAUUGGAACCGGAAGUAGAGGAAAAGGCACCGUUAACAUUAGAUAUAGCUGCCGCCAAUGAUCAAGCGCCAACGAAGGCUAUAACGCCGACCGCUGGCGUUAAAGUUCUACCACCGAUCGCACCGAAACCCAAAAAAACGCCAACAACGCCUAGUGCUAAGCCUGUAGAAACAGAUUUGGAUAAAAUCGAAGAUCAGCCAGCAAGACCUUUAAGUCCAGAAACAGAUUUCUGAUUUUAUAUUGAAUAUUUUUUAUUUAAUACGAAUAAGUAUUUGCAAGUUUUAGUGUUAAGUUUAUAUUCAUCUUCUUCAAAUAAAUAUUUAUGCAUAAAUGAUU
Messenger RNA from Zeugodacus cucurbitae (melon fly), 2971 nucleotides. RefSeq names its product solute carrier organic anion transporter family member 1A1 (gene Oatp33Eb). Gene Ontology annotation, molecular function: protein binding. Gene Ontology annotation, biological process: transmembrane transport; sodium-independent organic anion transport. The coding region runs from base 238 to 2868 and encodes 876 amino acids. Lineage: Eukaryota; Metazoa; Arthropoda; Insecta; Diptera; Tephritidae. The record is from RefSeq and is a predicted model, not a curated record. Gene Ontology annotation, cellular component: membrane. The transcript is spliced from 7 exons.